Vespula pensylvanica (western yellowjacket) is the source of this 426-nucleotide messenger RNA. RefSeq lists its product as uncharacterized. NCBI's taxonomy places the organism in Eukaryota, Metazoa, Arthropoda, Insecta, Hymenoptera, Vespidae. The record is from RefSeq and is a predicted model, not a curated record. Bases 1 to 426 code for a protein of 141 amino acids. The transcript has 2 exons.
AUGUAUUUGUCUGAAAAAGUUCAAUCGCAAAAUCGGUCCGACGAGUCAAAAGUUGACAAAGUCUUCAACGAAAACAACAUUUAUACACAUUUACACAUUUAUACAUUUUUAGAUUGUCCAAGGGCACCUUGCGAUUUCGAUAUCGCAUCUAACAACUCUUAUUCAUCGUCGUGCAAUAAAUGCCGUUUAUCCCAGAAUAAAAACGAAUGUAGAUGCAAUUGUAAAGGAAAGUGCGCCUAUGGAUUAUCUAGUGUACCUUGCAGAUGUGGAGCUGGACCAUCGUGUCCAUUGGACAAAGGAUAUCAACCAGUAGCUGAAUCAUCAUUACACGAUUCCGCAAACAAUAGCGACAGUGACGAAGAAUAUUGCGAAUGUUGUUCUUGCGGUUGUGAAGAUAGCGAUAAUUCCACCUGUUGUUGCAAUUGA